AUGGGCUUUGUGCUACAAGAGGUGGGAUCAGGGUAUGCUAGGAGGAUCACAUUCGAUCAAAUGACACUUAAUGGAGCGGGAAACCCUAUCAUAAUCUACCAACAUUACUGCAAUGGAGCACGUUGCGCAGAGCAGCCAAAGGAGGAAGUGGUAAGCGAGGUGACAUUCACUGGUGUCCGAGGAACAUCUUCUGUCGUGCAAGCAAUUACGUUGGACUGUGCAGCAGUAGGUUGUAAUAACAUCAGAUUGAAUCAAGUUGAUAUUACCUCAUCGGUGACUGGGAAGCAGAUUACUGCAUUUUGCAGAAUUGCGAAUGGAACGUCUGUCUCUACAAACACCUCCUGUACCUUGUCUCUCAAAACUCUGACAAAACCAAAACCAAUAUCUGACCUCAAGAAGCACGGUUCAUGA
This is a messenger RNA of Dovyalis caffra, 411 nucleotides long. The record is from the annotation of a GenBank genome assembly. NCBI's taxonomy places the organism in Eukaryota, Viridiplantae, Streptophyta, Magnoliopsida, Malpighiales, Salicaceae.